AUCAGAUAAAUUGACUUGAAUUCAUGCGGUCUUCAGUUCCGUCCUCUCGGCCUUCUUAGAAUAAUCAGAUGGGAAAAGGAGAAGAAACUGAUGGAGAGAAAACUUAAAAACGCAAUCUUCCUUUCGUCUCGUACUCACACCGAUUUUCUCUGUGGAAAGUGGAAACCAUUUCUUCCCUUUGCGUCGAAGCUUGCAGAAUACCUCCACAAAUCUCUUUCUCCCUCUCUCUCCAUAGUUAUUUCAUCCUCUUGCCUUCCAGUUUCCUUCCUCUAUUCGACUCUCCAGUCUUCAAACUCUAUCUUUGAUGGCUUGAUUCGGUUCCAUUGUUUCAUCUUGGUUAGCUUAAUGCGCGCAACAGAAUAGAAGAUCGUUCGAAGGCGAGCGCCUCUGUGGGAUAAUGGGGUGUUUCGGGUUCUUGAAGACGAAGCCGAAGAGCAGGAAGGAGCGGGGAAAGUCCGGGUCAGAAGCCCUAGCUGUUUCCGCUACUACAACUUCGUCUUCCAAUUACGAAACUAGCCGAUCGCAUGACUCGACCGGUGGGAAGCAGACCAGUAAAUCCUCAGUCUCGACUUCGUCGCAGCCGAGCAUCUCGGCCAUGUUUGAGGAGAAAGCUGGCGUUCUCCGCGUUUUCGAGCUCGCCGAGCUGCGGAGCGCUACUAAUGAUUUCAAUCGGACGCUUAAGAUUGGAGAAGGAGGGUUUGGGAGCGUUUAUAAAGGAUUCAUUAAGCCUUUGGAUGAGAAAAGCGGUAGAAUUACGGUGGCCGUGAAGACCCUAAAUCAGAGAAGUUUGCAGGGUCAUAAGCAAUGGUUGGCUGAAGUUCAAUUUCUGGGAGUUCUUGAGCACCCAAAUCUUGUGAAACUCAUAGGUUACUGUUCUGAUGAGGAUGAAAGAGGGAUACAAAGGCUAUUGGUUUAUGAAUACAUGCCAAAUAAGAGUUUAGAAUACCAUCUAUUCAACAGAGCUGCCCCUCCCCUUCCCUGGAAUGUACGACUGAAGAUUGCUUUGGGAGCUGCAGAAGGCUUGGCUUUUCUGCAUGAAGGUUUAGAACUUCAGGUCAUUUACAGGGACUUCAAAACAUCAAAUGUCUUGCUAGAUAUUGAUUUUAAGCCUAAAUUGUCUGAUUUUGGGCUUGCAAGGGAGGGUCCUGCAGGAGACAAUACUCAUGUGUCUACAGCGGUAGUAGGUACCUAUGGCUAUGCUGCACCAGACUACAUAGAAACAGGCCAUCUUACAACCAAGAGUGAUGUAUGGAGCUUUGGAGUAGUCCUCUAUGAACUCCUCACCGGUCGCCGCUCCCUCGAUAGAAACCGUCCAACUAACGAACAAAAGCUUUUGGAUUGGGUUAAACAGUUCCCGAUCGAAAGUAAGAGAUUCAACAUGAUUAUGGAUCCAAAGUUGAGAUACCAGUAUUCUCUGAAAACUGCAAGAGAAGUUGCUAAGCUUGCAAAUAGUUGCCUAGUGAAGCAUGCCAAGGAAAGACCCAAGAUGAGUGAAAUUGUACAAGUGAUAAAACAAGCUGUGGAAAUGACUGAAAUAGCUUCAGGUGGGAAGGUAGAGGCCAAAGAAGAGAAUAGUGCUGUGGCUGAUUUGGACAAGGGGAAGCGACCUGAAUCAUCAAAUUGUUAAAUGAUGAUAAAGGGAAGCUGUUUCAGGAAGAAAAACCUCUCCUUGUUCUGAUUUUUUUAUGUUUUUUUGGAAUUAAAUUGUAGUAAAUGAGAGAAUUUGAUGGCUACCUAUAUUUAUUCAUCAUUUGUUAUUGUUGUAAUUAGUAUGGAUUUGAGAACAAUUUGAUGAUAUUUUGAAGCA
Molecule: messenger RNA, 1807 nt
Organism: Dendrobium catenatum
Lineage: Eukaryota; Viridiplantae; Streptophyta; Magnoliopsida; Asparagales; Orchidaceae
Product: probable serine/threonine-protein kinase PBL19
Exons: 4
Coding region: 398-1627 (409 amino acids)
Biological process (GO): protein phosphorylation
Molecular function (GO): ATP binding; protein kinase activity
Source: RefSeq, a predicted model, not a curated record